AUGGAGGUUGAGCAGAAGAAAAUGUAUGAAGCAGAAAAGAGAGCCAUUGCUGCAAUAAAGAUGUCACUUCCUGAUGGCAUUAAACAUACUUUCAAGAGGUACACUACCUCGAAAGAGAUGUGGGAUGCAUUAGAGAAGAGAUUUGAGGGCAAUGCUGAUGUCAAGAAGAACAAGGUAGACCUGCUGAAGAAGCAGUUUGCUAUUUUUAAGGGUAUGAGAAAUGAGUCUCUCGAAGAUAUCAUCAAUAGAUACUAUCAUAUGAUGUCAGAAAUGGACAAUUAUGACAUAGAAGGAUACACUGACAUAGAUAUAAAUGAUAAGUUGCUUGAUGCUUUACCCACUAAGUGGGAUAUUUAUACUCUCAUGAUCAAGGGGGAAGCUGAUUAUGAGACUAAAGAAUUAAGAAGAAGUGGAGGAUCAACUGGAGCUAAGAGACAAUCAGCUACUAAUCAGAGUAGCAGUACCAAGUCUAUGUCGAUGAGUGUGAAGGCUACAGAAGAACAUCUUGCUUUACUUGCUUCCUUUGUUGCUUCUUACGAGAACUACAUUCAGGGAAAGAUAUCUGAUCCUGCAAAAGAAAUGGAUCAACAAUGGAAAAUGGCCAUGAUUUCCAGAAGAGUCAAGAGGUUCAUGAAUAGGACAGGAAGGAAGUUUGUUGGGAAGAGCGUUGGUUUUGACAAGAUCAAAGUGAGAUGCUUUAACUAUCAGAGUUAUGGACACUUUGCUAGGGAGUGUCAAAGGCCUAAAACAGAGUCUUCGAGUCAGAGUUCAAGUAAUAGGAAUGCUUCAAACAACGCUAGCUCAAGGGCUUUGACCUCUACAGCACAAGUGGGCUCCUAUGAUUGGAGUGUUCAUCUGGAAGGUGAUGAAAACGUCACAAAUGCAUUCAAGGCAGAGAUAGUCCCAGAUGAUGCUGAAGCAAAGGUUGAUGCUGAAGCUAAGGUAGACGCUGAAGUAGAGAAGGAGAAUGAAGCUGAAAAAGCAGAUGCUGAUCAGACAACUGAAGCUGAAGAAGAAAAGCUAAAGCCUGAAGAUGAAAAGGAAGCUGAAGAGAAGGAUGCUGCUUACAAAAAGAUAGCAGCUGAAAUUGCUGCUCUCAUGGCCAACGUAGACAAACCAAUAGGAGAGGAAUUACAGGGUGAGGUUGAUAGGUUAUCAACACAAAACCAAAGUCUGGUAAAUGAGAUGUGUAACAUAAAAGAAUCAAACUUUUUUGUUAAAAGAAACGAGUCUUUAUAUUUGAAGAAGAUAAAAGGUUAUGAAACUGAAAAUGAAGUUUUAGCCUGCAAAUUAAACGAAAACUUCAAAUCAUAG
This is a messenger RNA of Helianthus annuus (common sunflower), 1314 nucleotides long. RefSeq lists its product as uncharacterized. Lineage: Eukaryota; Viridiplantae; Streptophyta; Magnoliopsida; Asterales; Asteraceae. Bases 1 to 1314 code for a protein of 437 amino acids. The record is from RefSeq and is a predicted model, not a curated record. The transcript is spliced from 4 exons.